AUAAGAGUGGCGUGACGUCAGCACAUCAUGCGUGACGUGUAUCGUGUGCGUCGUGAAGCAGGGAGCAGAGGAGCGCGAUGGCGGUGUCUCAACCGAGAGGAGAGAAGGAGAGCGAGGAUUGCUCUCUGCUGCCUUUAGUUCAUGAUAUUAUCAAAUGCAUGGACAAGGACAGCCAGGAUGUCCACCAAGAACUGGCCAAGCUGAAGACGAAGAUCCAGGAGGCUCGGGAGCAGAUCUCCACCAUGCCCGGGGUAGACAGCAGCCCUCUGGAGCAGCAGCAGCAGCUGGCCACGCUGCGGGAGCAGGUCAGCACCAAGAACCAGCUGCUGCAGAAAUACAAAAGCCUGUGCAUGUUUGAUGUGCCAAAAGCAUCGUGAACCUGAAGACUGGAUCACUGCUCUGACUGGAGGAAAGCUCACAGACAGUCGAGGUGCAGGGAGGAUGUUUUGUUUUGCACCCAUGGAGCAGAUGUGGGAUUCAAGAAUACGGGAUGGACGUUUAAAAUGAGCAAGGACUUAUUUUUGCAAGAUGUCUUUGAACUUCACAAAAUGUUCUCUUUUUGUUCUUUUUUUGCGUUGCGAGAAUGCAAACCUGGUUAUGUAGUAUUUGUAUUAAAUGUAGUUUUUUCUCA
This is a messenger RNA of Sebastes umbrosus (honeycomb rockfish), 631 nucleotides long. RefSeq names its product mediator complex subunit 9 (gene med9). The record is from RefSeq and is a predicted model, not a curated record. Bases 78 to 377 code for a protein of 99 amino acids. Gene Ontology annotation, molecular function: transcription coregulator activity. NCBI's taxonomy places the organism in Eukaryota, Metazoa, Chordata, Actinopteri, Perciformes, Sebastidae. Gene Ontology annotation, cellular component: mediator complex. Gene Ontology annotation, biological process: regulation of transcription by RNA polymerase II. The transcript has 2 exons.